Scheffersomyces coipomensis is the source of this 1265-nucleotide messenger RNA. RefSeq names its product proteasome regulatory particle lid subunit. Gene Ontology annotation, biological process: protein deubiquitination; proteasome-mediated ubiquitin-dependent protein catabolic process. Gene Ontology annotation, molecular function: protein binding; proteasome binding; metallopeptidase activity. The record is from RefSeq and is a predicted model, not a curated record. The transcript has a single exon. Gene Ontology annotation, cellular component: proteasome regulatory particle, lid subcomplex. Lineage: Eukaryota; Fungi; Ascomycota; Pichiomycetes; Serinales; Debaryomycetaceae. The coding region runs from base 345 to 1265 and encodes 306 amino acids.
CUAAGAAUUAUAACUUUAUUUCAACUAUUAUGACAUGAUAUUGAGUUAGUUUAUGGACUCGUAUAGGAAAUGAACUACUUUGUAAGAAAUCUAGCAUGAAAUAUCGUGCAUCUAUGUGGACCAAACCUUGUUAAGUAGUUAUGAUAUAAUAUAACACAAUUAUAUACAGUCCUUGACUUAAUCACAUGACGAGUCAUGUGAUUAGAAUUUUGAUCAAAAAAUAGUUAACUCUCUCUCCUUCUCAUAAAUCAACGCUGAAAGAAGUCUUUUGCCACUAAUCAAAGCUAAAGUGAUUAGAUCAAUUAUAACCACAACAACAACAUCAUCAAUAUCAUCAUCAAAUAAUGGAAAGACUACAAAGAUUAUUGGGUAAUGGUACCCAACCUCAAAGUGAAGGACCAGCCAUUGAUAAUGCUGAAACUGUUUAUAUAUCAUCAUUAGCUCUAUUAAAAAUGUUAAAACACGGUAGAGCUGGUGUUCCCAUGGAAGUCAUGGGAUUAAUGUUAGGUGAAUUCGUAGAUGAAUUCACUAUUCAUGUCAUAGAUGUAUUUGCCAUGCCUCAAUCGGGUACUGGUGUUUCGGUUGAAGCUGUGGAUGAUGUUUUCCAAACUAAAAUGAUGGAUAUGUUAAGACAAACCGGUAGAGAUCAAAUGGUUGUUGGUUGGUAUCAUUCCCAUCCUGGAUUUGGAUGUUGGUUAUCAUCAGUUGAUGUUAAUACUCAACAAUCAUUUGAACAAUUGAAUAAAAGAGCUGUGGCUGUGGUUAUAGAUCCAAUUCAAUCGGUUAAAGGUAAAGUUGUUAUAGAUGCAUUUAGAACCAUUGAUACUACUACAUUAAUGAUGGCUCAAGAACCUCGUCAAACUACUUCAAAUGUAGGUCAUUUAAAUAAACCAUCUAUACUGGCUUUAUUACAUGGAUUAAAUCGUCAUUAUUAUUCUUUAAAUAUUGAUUAUCAUAAAACUUCAUAUGAAACUAAUAUGUUAUUAAAUUUACAUAAAAAGAAUUGGCAAUCAGGUUUAAAAUUAAUUGAAUAUGAUCAUGCUGAACAUACUAAUUUAGGUAAUACUGAAAAAAUGGUUAAAAUUGCUGAACAAUAUAAUCAAAGAGUUCAAGAAGAAAAAGAAUUACUGGAAGAUCAAUUAAAAACAAGAUAUGUGGGUAAACAAGAUCCAAAGAAACAUUUAUCAGAUAUUGCUGAUACUUUAAUUGAAGAGAAUUUAACUUCUUUAUUGACUGGUAAUAUCAAUGCUGUAGCCAUUCAAUAG